AUGGAGAUUAAUAAUACUCAUGGAACAGGUGGUGGUAAAGGAACAGGUAAUAAUGGUAAUGAUAAUGGUAAUGGACUCAAAAGGAAAUUAGAUACACAGUUCACAGAGAUACGGUCGAAUAGUCCAGUUGAUGAAAAUAAUGAAUUAUUAGCUAUUCAAGCCCUUGGCCAAUUGAAAAAUAGUGGGACUCCAAAUAAUGAAUUAUUAGAUGAAGAUGAAGAAGAUGAUGAAUUUUAUGAUACAAAUAAUGAUAUUGAUACAAUGAUAAGAUCCACCAUGAAUAAUACAACUACUGAUACUGGGUUUUUCAUGAGAAAUAUUAAAUCUCAUCCAUUAUAUAAUAGUGCUCUUCGAGCUUAUAGGAUUAAUAAACCAACUAUAAAAUAUGGUGUGGAAAUGAUGGAAAAAGCAGCUAUACCCAUGGUUAAUAUUAUGGAACAAACAAGAUUAGAAUGGAAAAGAAAGAAAAGAUUAAAAAGAGCAAAUUCAAUGUUCCCGGAUGAAGCUAAAUUUUUACCAAAGAAUUCAUCAUUAAGAUUAAAUUCAAAUUCUAGUGCAACAACAAAUUUACCUUCAAUAUCUGAAGCAUUAUCAUUAAGUAAUAUAAAUUUUAAUGAAUUUAGUUUAAAUUUAUCUAUAGAAUCUAAAAAAAGAAUUGCAACUUGUUUACAAUUAUUAAUGUUGGCAAAUAAACAAUUAUCAUCAAAAAUUCAACAUUUACAAGAUUUAAUUUCUAAAGAACGAGAAUUGUUCACUAAAAACCAAGAAAAUAAUGAUGAAUUAUUACCAGAUGAUUCAUCAAAUGAUAAUGCAAUUCAAAUUAAACAAGAAAUUGUAACAACUAUUAAAAAAGUUGUUUCAUUAAUUUCAAAAUAUGCAGGUAAUUCAUUACCAGAACCUGCAAGAUCAAAUGUUCGUCAAACUUUAUUAAGAUUACCAACAAAAUGGGCUUCAUCAACAACAACAGAUCCAUUAAACCAACCACCUAGUACUAGUACUACUAAUUCUUCAUCAUUUUUCAAUACAAAUGGGAAAGUUUUAAUACUUGCAAAUGAAUCAUUAGAAAUGGUUAGUUCAAUUAUGAAUGUAUUUGAUGAAACUUUAAAUAAAGCUGAAUUAUGGGUUAAACAAAAACAACAAAAACAAUUAACUAAAAUGGCUAUAUUGAAUAAUUUACAACAAAAUCAAAUUCAACAUGGUCAUAAUCAACAUGGUGAACAAAAUCAAAUUGGUUCAAGUAAAGAAUUAGAGCAAAAUCAUUCUAUUCAACAAAAUGAAAAAUCGAAUGAAUUGAAUCAAAAUUUAAAGUCUAUUGAUAAAGGUAAAGAUAAUGAUGAUGAAUUAUUAAGUGAUUAA
Messenger RNA from Hansenula ciferrii, 1356 nucleotides. RefSeq names its product transcriptional regulator OPI1 (gene OPI1). Lineage: Eukaryota; Fungi; Ascomycota; Saccharomycetes; Phaffomycetales; Wickerhamomycetaceae. The coding region runs from base 1 to 1356 and encodes 451 amino acids. Gene Ontology annotation, cellular component: nucleus; endoplasmic reticulum. The record is from RefSeq and is a predicted model, not a curated record. Gene Ontology annotation, biological process: endoplasmic reticulum unfolded protein response; regulation of transcription by RNA polymerase II; phospholipid biosynthetic process. The transcript has a single exon. Gene Ontology annotation, molecular function: transcription corepressor activity.